This is a messenger RNA of Prunus avium (sweet cherry), 4413 nucleotides long. NCBI's taxonomy places the organism in Eukaryota, Viridiplantae, Streptophyta, Magnoliopsida, Rosales, Rosaceae. The record is from RefSeq and is a predicted model, not a curated record.
AUGAAACAAGGGGACACUUUCAAUUCCAUAAGUUCCUUAGUUUCAUCAUCAGGGAAGUUCUCUUUGAAUUUUACUGUAAGAACUAUCGACGGCUCAGAUUCCAGCUUUCUUUCUAUCAUGCGCAUUAAACGUGAUGCAAACAAAGCAUGGAUUGCGAACCCAGACUCAAGUAUUUCACCCUCCUCUUCCCCACUUCUUACCUUGGACACCAAUAACACGUUGAAAAUUACUCACCAAGGUGGCGAUCCUUUUGUCAUUUCCACUGCUCCACAAACUAAUGACAGUAGUACUAGUGUUGUGGCUACACUUUUGGAUUCGGGUAACUUCGUCCUGCAAGAAGUGAGCUCUGUCAAUGGAUCAAUGAUCCGGGUUUUUUGGCAAAGUUUUGAUCAUCCACUAGACACAUUCUUACCAGGCAUGAAAUUGGGUGUUGACCAUAGAAAUGGCCACAUUUGGUCCGUUUUAUCGCGUGGAUCUGGGGAUAACUCGCUGUCCCCAGGGCCUUUCAGCCUUGAUUGGGACCCCAAUGGACGCCAAUUGAAAAUGAAAAAAGACGGCGUGGUUUAUUGCACCAGCGGGGUCUUUUAUGAUGGGAGAUUUGAAUUUAUUUUGCCUGAUGUGUCGAAGAAGAGGUACAAUUUUAACAUUGUUUCAAAUCAAAAUGAAGACUAUCUAACUUAUACGAGCAAAAAUGAUCCAAGUGAUCCUGAGCCAGAAUGGGUUCUAUCCUCCGAUGGGGAUCUUUCUGACUAUGGGGCAUACGGUGAUGAUGAUAUUAUAGACGUAGUGCACUGUGAUGGAUAUAACAUUGUUGGAGGGUGUGUGAAAAGGGGCCGCCCAAGUGAUUGUGUUGGGAAAUUUGGUGAUGACUUUGAGAUCAAAAAAGGUUACUUCAAGAUCAUCAACUCUAGUAGUACAAAUGCUUCAAGAACCGCCAGCUGGAUUGGCACCGAUACUAUUGACUGUAAGGCCAAUUGUUGGCAAGAUUGUAACUGCCUUGGAUUCGACUUAUCAUUUCUAAAUCAGACUAAGGAUGCACGAUGCGAAUUUUGGAGUGUGGACUGUGAGUUCAUUGAAGACCUCACUGCCAAUACUAGUUUUGUUUUCCAGCCAAAAUCACCACAUUCACCCCCUCACAAAAAGAUCGAUGCAACACGUAAGUGGUUCUGGAUUUGCACUUCUGUUACUGCUGCUCUACUGGAAAGACCUACUCACCAUGUUAAUGGGCUUCAAAAUGAUGACGGAAACAUAAGUAUCCAUGAUUUGAUCAUAUUUAGCUAUGCAUCUGUCUUGGCUGCCACGAGAAACUUCUCAGAAGAAAACAAGCUCGGACAAGGGGGCUUUGGACCUGUUUAUAAGGGAAAAUUGAUGAUGGGACGAGAAAUAGCUGUGAAGAGGCUUUCAAAAUGUUCUAGACAAGGAACGUUGGAGUUUAAGAAUGAAUUGAUACUCAUUUAUGAACUGCAACAUACAAACCUUGUUCAGCUUUUUGGAUUUUGCAUCCAUGGUGAAGAGAGGAUGCUGAUAUAUGAGUACAUGCCAAACAAAAGCUUGGACUACUUUUUAUUUGAUUCAAGGCGGGGUGGUCUGAUAGAUUGGAAGAAGCGUUUUAGUAUAAUUGAAGGGAUCACGCAAGGAUUGCUGUACUUACACAAAUACUCGAGAACAAGAAUAAUUCAUAGAGAUUUAAAAGCUAGUAAUAUUCUGCUUGACAAAAGCAUGAAUCCCAAAAUUUCUGAUUUUGGUAUGGCAAGGAUUUUCGUGCAUAACGAGGAAGAAGCAAAUACUAAUAGGGUUAUGGGGACAUAUGGUUAUAUGUCUCCCGAGUAUGCUAUGAAAGGUAUUUUUUCAAUAAAGUCCGACGUCUAUAGUUUUGGAGUGCUAAUGCUUGAAAUCACAUGGGAAUUAUGGAAAGAAGGUGCAGGGUUGCAGUUGAUGGAUCCAACACUAGGUGAUUCAUGUAAUGGUGAUCAACUGUUGCGAUGCAUUCAUGUUGGUCUACUCUGCGUGGAGGAACAUGCAGCCAAUCGACCCACUAUGCAAGAUGUCGUUUCUAUGUUGACAAAUGAAAAUAUGUCACUGCCUGUACCUACAAAACCAGCAUUUUGCACAGAAAGAAUUGUGGUCACGACUGGCAUAGCUGGAAAGGGACCAGAAAACAAAGCAUGGAUUGCGAACCCAGACUCACCUAUUUCAUCCUCCUCUUCCCCACUUCUUACCUUGGACACCAAUAACACGUUGAAAAUUACUCACCAAGGUGGCGAUCCUUUUGUCAUUUCCACUGCUCCACAAACUAAUGACAGUAGUACUAGUGUUGUGGCUACCCUUUUGGAUUCGGGCAACUUCGUCCUGCAAGAAGUGAGCUCUGUCAAUAGAUCAACGAUCCGGGUGUUUUGGCAAAGUUUUGAUCAUCCACUAGACACAUUUUUACCAGGCAUGAAAUUGGGUGUUGACCAUAUAAAUGGCCACAUUUGGUCUCUUUUAUCGCGUGGAUCUGACAACAACUCGCUGUCCCCAGGGCCUUUCAGCCUUGAUUGGGACCCAAAUGGACACCAAUUGAAAAUCAAGAAAGAUGGGGUGGUUUAUUGGACUAGCGGGGUCUUUUCUGAUGGGAGAUUUGAAUUUAUUUUGCCUGAUGUGUCCAACAAGAGGUACAAUUUUAGCAUUGUUUCAAAUCAAAAUGAAGACUACCUUACUUACACUAGUAAAAAUGAUCCAAGUGAUGCUGAGCCAGAAUGGGUUCUAAACCCCGUAGGGGAUCUUACAGACUAUGGGGCAUACGCUGAUUAUGAUAUUAAAGAAGUACUGUACUGUGAUGGCUAUAACAUUGUUGGAGGGUGUGUGAAACGGGACCGCCCAAGUGAUUGUGUUGAGAAAUUUGGUGAUGACUUUGAGAUCAAAAAAGGUUACUUCAAGAUCAUCAACUCUAGUAGUAUAAAUGCUUCAAGACCUGCCAGCUGGUUUGGUACCGAUACUAUUAUUGACUGUAAGGCCGCUUGUUGGGGAGAUUGCGACUGCCUUGGAUUCGACAUAUCAUUUCUAAAUCAGACUGUGGAUGCACGAUGCGAAUUUUGGAGUGUGGACUGUGUGUUCAUUGAAGACCUCACUGCCAAUAUAAGUUUUGUUUUGCAGCCAAAAUCAUCACCGCAUUCACCACCUCAGAAAAAGAUCGCUGCAACACCCACACGUAAGUGGUUCUGGAUUGGAACUUCUAUUGCUGCAGCUCUGGUGGUAAUGUGGUUUUGCAUCUUGUGCUAUCGACUAAGAAGGACAAAACUUAUACUGUCAGCAGCCAAAAUUAAAGGGGCAAAGAUUCAGAACGAAUUACUUGACUUCAUGAAAUCUAAGAGACCUACUCAUCAUGUGAAUGGGCUUCAAAAUGAUGAUGGAAACAUAAGGCCUCAUGAUUUAAUCGUAUUUAGCUAUGCAUCUGUCUUGGCUGCCACGAAAAACUUCUCAGAAGAAAACAAACUGGGACAAGGGGGCUUUGGACCUGUUUAUAAGGGAAACUUGGUUACGGGACAAGAAAUAGCUGUGAAGAGGCUCUCAAAAUGUUCUGCACAGGGAACAUUGGAGUUUAAGAAUGAAUUGAUACUCAUAUAUGAACUUCGACACACAAACCUUGUUCAGCUGUUUGGAUUUUGCAUCCAUGGUGAAGAGAGGAUGUUGAUAUAUGAGUACAUGCCAAACAAAAGCUUGGACUACCUUUUAUUUGAUUCAACCAGAUCCAUGCUACUUGAUUGGAAGAAGCGUUUCAGCAUAAUAGAAGGAAUCGCUCAAGGAUUGCUUUACUUGCACAAAUACUCAAGAAUAAGAGUAAUUCACAGAGAUUUAAAAGCUAGUAACAUAUUACUUGAUGAAAAGAUGAACCCAAAAAUUUCUGAUUUUGGCAUGGCACGAAUAUUUACAGAUAAUGAACUUGAAGCAAAUACUAAUAGGGUUGUUGGAACAUACGGUUACAUGUCUCAAGAGUAUGCCAUGGAGGGGAUUUAUUCCAUAAAAUCCGACGUCUAUAGUUUUGGGGUGUUAAUGCUUGAAAUAAUAAGUGGCAGGAGAAAUAGUAGCUUCUACAAUGCUGAUCGCGUGCUCAAUAUAGUAGGAUAUGCAUGGGAGUUAUGGAAAGGAGGUGCGGGGCUAGAGCUAAUGGAUCCAACACUAAAGGAUUCAGGUACUGAAGAACAAUUGCUAAGAUGCACCCAUGUUGCUCUGUUAUGCGUGGAAGACAAUGCAGCUGAUCGCCCCACCAUGUCAGAUGUCAUAUCUAUGUUGACCACUGAAAACAUUUCAUUGCCUUUACCUACAAGGCCAGCAUUCUUCACAAGAAGAAACAAUGUUGAGACUGAUAUAAUUACAUGGAAGUUACAACUUAUAUCAAUAAAUGGCUUGUCUAAUUCCAUGAUUGCAGGGCGAUAG